UCUAUUUUGUUGGCCUUAUCAGUUAUCUACCAAAAAAAAAAUAUAUAUAUUUUAUUCAUUGCAAAUAAUUUUUUCUUAUUCUACUUUUUAUCCGUUAGGGUGAAGAUUAUGAAUAUGUCACAUCAAAAAAAGAAAUAGUAUUAGAAUCGUUACUGAAAUUUAAUUUAUGUUAGCUAGGUAGUUAUUAAGAAUUUAGAUGAUAUGCAUUUCCAAAUCUAUCUUUAAAUUUACCAAUUAAGUUGAAUUGUAACUCAAUGUUUCCAUAGCAAUUGUCAAUAACAUGAGUGUUGUAAUUUAGUUUUCAUUGACUUUUCAUAAAAUAUAAAAACUAUAUAGAAAGGCCUAUUCUAUAUAGAUCUUUUGGUUAAUUUAUAAUUUUGGAAAUCGAUCGUGGAAACUCAAUACCAACUUAUUCAAGUUCUUCUUUAUAUAUUUUGGUUGAAAUAAUGUGGUUUCUCAAAAAUACCUUCGGAAUUGUAACACUUCAAGUUGGUAUAAUUUCAUUUAGUUCAGUGUUUAUCACUUUGGCAGCAAGUAUUUUACUAGUUAACGCAUUGUCUCUAGAUACAGAAGAACCAAUGGCAUGGAUGAUUAUGUUUGUGUUUACAUUUACUAUGAUCAUAAUAUGGUCCAUUGCUUUCAACGGGGCUUCCAAAGAACUAAAACAUUUAAUUUCAAUGGCUACGGUAUUUUGGGCAGUUUAUUUUGUGCUAUGGAAUGUGUUAGUCAUAUGGUCAUUUAUUCAACAAAAUAAGAACAUUUGUAUCGGAGAUAGAUGUCCAAAUGCGUUAUGGCUAAUAAAUAAUUCAGGGUAUGAAUUAAAACAUAGUGCAAAUGAAAAAAAAAACUCAAGUAAUUAUAAAGGAUUAGAGUUAACAAGAGUUAAACCAUUAAUCGAACAAAUGGAAGCUAAUAACGAUACAAUUAGUACAUUCAACGAGGCACGUAUGGCACAAAUAAAUCAACGCAAUUUAAUUUUAUCCGUAAUAUUAACAAUUAUGUAUACAAUUGUAUUACUAUACUCAUGGGCGAUUUUAUUCAGUUACCGAAAAGAAAUUCUGGGCAAGAUAAAUUCACAAACACAAUGAAUGAAAGUUUUUUUAAAGCUGAUUUUUAAUAUUUAAAUAAUAUAUUUCUUCAAGUUAAUAUAUAAAUGUUUUAUAUUCUACCUAUAUCAUUGUACA
Messenger RNA from Acyrthosiphon pisum (pea aphid), 1184 nucleotides. RefSeq lists its product as uncharacterized. The transcript has 6 exons. Bases 447 to 1088 code for a protein of 213 amino acids. The record is from RefSeq and is a predicted model, not a curated record. NCBI's taxonomy places the organism in Eukaryota, Metazoa, Arthropoda, Insecta, Hemiptera, Aphididae.